Entrophospora sp. SA101 is the source of this 394-nucleotide messenger RNA. The record is from the annotation of a GenBank genome assembly. NCBI's taxonomy places the organism in Eukaryota, Fungi, Glomeromycota, Glomeromycetes, Entrophosporales, Entrophosporaceae.
AUGCCAAAACUUAAAAGAAAAAUCAAAUUAUUAAAUAUUGAAGCUUUCAAUAAUGAUAAUGAUGUAGAGAAUUUAGGUGUUGAGGAAUUAUCAAAUAAUGUGGUUGAAGGAGAUUCAAUUGAUGAUGAAGUUAAUCAUGAAAAGGAAAAUUACUCAAGCUUAGCUAUAAACAAAAUUGAAUUAAAAUUAAGUGCAGAAAAUUGUCUCCAGGAUAUAGAUUUAAGAAAUAAAGGGUAUGCAAAAAUUGAAGCCAGUGAAAUAGUUUCUGAUCUUAUGAAGAAAGGCAAGUGGUUUUCAAGAUGUAUAAGAAGCUGGUCAAAGACUUUUUUAGAAUAUGGUGAUGUUCCUAAAUAUAGACGUGGGCAACAUUUAAUUGGAAGCAGUAUAUUAGAUG